GCUGGAAACCAACCCUUUAACCGUGCCAUGCUCUUCAACGUUGGCUUUCGGGAAGCAAUGAAGGACUUAGACUGGGACUGCCUCAUCUUCCACGACGUGGACCACAUACCCGAAAAUGACCGGAACUAUUAUGGGUGUGGACAGAUGCCGAGGCACUUUGCAGCCAAGCUGGAUAAGUACAUGUACCUGCUCCCGUACAAUGAGUUCUUCGGGGGGGUGAGUGGCCUGACUGUCGAGCAGUUCCAGAAGAUCAACGGCUUCCCCAACGCCUUCUGGGGCUGGGGUGGUGAGGAUGACGACCUCUGGAACAGAGUGCAGUACGCAGGCUACUCGGUGACUCGGCCAGAAGGAGACACAGGGAAAUACAAAUCAAUUCCCCACCAUCAUCGGGGAGAAGUGCAGUUCCUUGGAAGGUAUGCCUUGCUGAGGAAGUCAAAAGAAAGGCAAGCCCUGGACGGCCUCAAUAACUUGAACUACUUUCCAAACGUCACGUAUGACGCCUUGUAUAAGAACAUCACUGUUAACCUGACACCGGAGCUGGCUCUGGUGACCGAAUAUUAAGAGGAGAAAAUAACUUUGCGCUGCCCUUCACCAGGAAAGCACCACGCUAGACUUUCUUUUUCAAGGGUUAUCGAGGACAAGCAACACUUUGUCUAAUGAAGGAUCACAGUAUUUUGGAGAGUGAGGCGGAACGUGCACGCACAAAUUGCCCUAGCUGUACC
Molecule: messenger RNA, 722 nt
Organism: Acanthisitta chloris (rifleman)
Lineage: Eukaryota; Metazoa; Chordata; Aves; Passeriformes; Acanthisittidae
Product: beta-1,4-galactosyltransferase 5
Exons: 4
Biological process (GO): glycoprotein biosynthetic process; carbohydrate metabolic process
Molecular function (GO): UDP-galactose:glucosylceramide beta-1,4-galactosyltransferase activity
Source: RefSeq, a predicted model, not a curated record